UUAUGCUUUUAAAGCCUAGCUGGAAGGGUAGCAAAAGAUGCAUUGAAAUAAUCAAUAAUACAGUUGCUUAUGUGGCCCUUCUCAGUCAAGCAUUCCUCUCCUUUCUCCGCUCAGGUGAACAGCAGCAUGUUUGUUUCGCCAGCCCCUCCUCCUCAUCCUCCUGCUGCUCCUCCGUCGUGCUGCUUUGGCCCCCAUCCCCCUCCCAUUGGCUGCCAGCCGUCUAAACAGCUCCAGCUGCAAUCACCACCGCCGCUGCUGCUGCAACUAGCUGCCGGCUAUUUGAUCACCCCCAUCCCGCACAGCCUCUGCCUUCGCCGGUCUGCAAGCUCACGGACCUCUGCCAACACAUCCAUUAUGACGGGCGUCGCGGCUGCCUCCUUCUUCUCCAACGUUUGCCGGUUUGGCGGUUGCGGGCUGCAUUUUGAGUCCCUGGGCGAGCUCAUCGUUCACAUCGAAGAUAACCACAUCGACACAGAUCCCAGAGUUUUGGAGAGGCAGGAGCUGCAGCAGCCCACAUAUGUUGCUCUGAGCUACAUUAAUAGGUUCAUGACUGAAGCAGCACGCAGAGAGCAAGAAACUCAGAAGAAGAAGGUCCAACCCAAAAUUGCAAUAUCAGUCACUGGAGGUGUAUCGCGUAACAGUACGGCCACGCCUCCUCGGCAUAGCAACGGCAGCCUAACUCCACCCGUCACCCCUCCCAUCACGCCCUCAUCCUCUUUCCGCAGCAGCACACCCACAGGCAGUGAGUGUGAUGAGGAGGAGGUGGAGUAUGAAGACUCUGACAGUGACGAGUCCUGGACUACAGAAAGUGCCAUCAGCUCAGAGUCCAUCCUUAGCUCCAUGUGCAUGAAUGGAGGCGAUGAGAAACCCUUCGCAUGCCCUGUUCCAGGAUGCAAGAAAAGAUACAAGAAUGUGAAUGGUAUUAAGUACCAUGCUAAAAAUGGGCACAGGACGCAGAUCCGUGUGAGAAAGCCCUUCAAGUGUCGCUGUGGGAAAAGCUAUAAAACCUCUCAAGGCCUUAGACAUCACACCAUCAACUUCCACCCACCGCUGUGAUACACACACCAUCCUUUCAUUUACAUUUCUGGAUCAUAUGUAAACUGGGAUUCAAAUGCUGGUUUCAUUUUUUUACUACUUUUUUUCUCUUUAUUUGUGUGAUUUUAUAUAUACUGUACAUGUAGAUAUACUUGUACAUUUGCACAUUCCAUGUAUAUAAUUUCUUUACUGCUUUUUAAGAUAUACUUUAUUUUUCAUUUUUCUUUUCUUUUUUAUUUAAGUGACAGUCACUGAUAAAUGAAAAUUACUGUGCUGAAGAUUAGGACACGGCAUAAACAUUUGUUUCUGAUUUUAAAGUCUGUUCAGAGAAAAUGGUUUAAAAUCAGAAAAGAAGAGUUAAGAAAUUCUAGGCAAUUUCUUUUUGUUCAUCAAAC
Messenger RNA from Sinocyclocheilus rhinocerous, 1430 nucleotides. Its product is annotated as juxtaposed with another zinc finger protein 1-like. NCBI's taxonomy places the organism in Eukaryota, Metazoa, Chordata, Actinopteri, Cypriniformes, Cyprinidae. The transcript is spliced from 5 exons. Gene Ontology annotation, cellular component: nucleus. The coding region runs from base 70 to 1056 and encodes 328 amino acids. The record is from RefSeq and is a predicted model, not a curated record.